Molecule: messenger RNA, 2636 nt
Organism: Dimorphilus gyrociliatus
Lineage: Eukaryota; Metazoa; Annelida; Polychaeta; Dinophilidae
Source: the annotation of a GenBank genome assembly
AACCAGUUGGCCAUCUGACGGUACCAUAUAACACAUAACACACGAGCUUUUCGCCUACAAACCUCGAAAUUAAUGCUUUUCGCUGUUGAUUUUCGUUUCGAAAAUUGUAGACUGUAGUACUUAACUAACUCAGAUGAAAUCCGAAGUGGAACAAGUCAAAACCCUUUUAAAGGAGGCUGUAAAAAUGAUUUGCCAAAAUUAUCUGCCAAGUUCCCACAUUAGUGUUGAAGGUCUUUUAGGAAUCACAUUGGACAAAACGGAUGUUUUUCUUAUUAAUUUAAAGGAGGAUAUCUAUUCAGGAGGAGUGGUAAAUUCAUCUUUCCGUGCCUUAGACCAAGUUCUACCCGAAAAAAAAAGAGGUAGCGCGAAAAGGAAAUCUAGUCCCGUUCAAUUAAUACAAAAGAGACCAAAGGAAGAACCCGAAGCGUUAAAUUUAUGUACAAAAAAAGAAAAUGAAAAGACUCUAUUAAACGUUCCUGUAUUUCCCGAUAGAGAGCUACCGUUUUUGUACAAGGAAACAAAUGCUGCGGAUGUGGAGCCUAGGAAUGGAGAUGGAAAUACUUAUGGAUCGACCGCGAAUUCGGAAUUCAGGAAUGGAACAGAUACUUUUUAUAAACAGGUAACAAAUCCUGAAGGAAUAAUGCCUCUUGUCCCCACAAAUUCGAAUAGUGAAGUUCUAUACGGUUCUCAAAUGAGUGAAGACUUGGAUAAGAAAAAAAUAAAAAUAAAACCAGACGUUAUAACAGAAGAGAUGCUUUCCGGUAGACCGAUAGGCGACGGGGUAAAGGAUAGGAGGAGAGAAUGCCCAAUUUGUCAUAAAAUUUUGUCAGAGCCUGCUAAAAUGAGACGUCAUGUAGCGACUGUCCACGGUAAAGUCAGACAUCAAUGUCCUCUCUGCGCUGGAACAUAUACUCGGAGGGAUAACAUGCUGACUCAUAUGAGAAUAAUUCACCCAGAAGGUAAGUGGUAAAUUCGUACCGAGCCUAUAGGUUGUUUUCAUUAAAGUUUAUUCUCUCUCUCAUUUUCUUUUUAAAGCUGUUCAUCUGUAUACAAAAGUGGAUGAUCGCCGUCUCAAAGUCGAAGAAAAUGCAGAAGCUAAAACUUAGUCAACAUUAUUUAAAAGAACAAAAAAAAAUGAAAGAAAGAAAAAAAAACGGAAAAAAAAAUAAGAAGAAAAAAACAUUCAAAAAAAUAGUGCCUUUAUGCAUCGUGCCUUUUACUUUAUCCUGCUUCUAAGAAUUUUCUGAACUGCUUUUUUUGUCUCAUCCAAUGGAUGAAAAAGUAUUUAAAAUAAUUCAUUGGAUAUCGUUCCAAGUUCGUCUGCUAUUCAGGGUGCUCUUUCACUAGCGCCUUCUUGUGCUUUAUUUAUUUUUUCCUUUUUCUAUUACGCUAUCUUUGGAAACUGUUGGUGAUAUUGUUUUUUUUCGGUUAUUGUGAUUACUUUUUUGUUUCGUAAAUUAUUUUUGCUAGUCAUGAUUGGAGUCAUUGUGUAUUUUUUGUAAAAAGAAAAAAAAAACAAGUUCGUUUCUUGGUGCUAUAUAUGCAUUUUGUUUUUUUUUUUUCCAUAUGCAUUCUGUGUCUAUGAUUCAGUGAAGUACUUUUUUGGUGUCUAUCAGGGCCAGGUUGACAUUUCUUUUAAUAAAAAUCUGCAGCAAGUUGGUACACUUUUAGCUAAGGAGAAUAAUCUUUAAUUUAUUCUUCCUUCUUUUCUUUACUGGGCUUUCGUGGAAAGAAUAUUUCUGAAUUGUUAAGUUUGGAAGAGGACAUUUACAAAUGUUAGGUGGGUUAGGUGAUCGUCUACUGACCUAAUUUUUAAAUCUAAAAGAGAAAUACUCAUUCUUAAGGGUGUUUCGAUUAUUCAAAUGUUUUUUCCCAAGGUUUUCUUUGUAAAUGCCUCUCUUUUAUUUAUUUCGCAAUAAAUAACACAAUACAUAGCUUUUAACCUUGCCUUUUUCCUAAAUAUAAUCAAAUGAAUAAAAGUAACUGCAACAGCUUACUCCCUUUCUCUUUUGUUUUAUAAAUAGAUACAAUUGAACCCAAUAUUGUACAGUACUUGAACGGAUAGUUUUUACAGACAUAUAAAAACAGUUAGGGAUAGAUUUUCAUCGAAUACUAAUAAAUUACAGUAUGUGUGCGUGGUCUGUAUGUAUAUAUAUAGUAUAUAUCUGUCUGCGUGUGGUACCUCUAUCGUGUUUGCUACACAAAAAAGCCCUACUGGCAACAAGUUUACCAAAGAUCUCCUUUUUUUGUCCUAUUUUUUCUUCUUUUCAUUCCAAAAUAAGGACUGACUUUUACGCAUGUGUUCAUUUUUCAUCACGUAUAUGAUCCAUCUCCCCUCCCCCCUUUCUUUUUAAAACAUGUACAGUAGGCUGAUAAAAUAACAAACAAAUAAGACUUAUUAAUCUGUAAAUGUUGUAUACCUAGCUUGUUUUUUAAUAAAUUGUUAACGUUCUAACCUUAGAAGACCCAUGUAAAUAUAUUCAUCUCUUUUUUCAUUCAAUGUAAAAACUUACUUACUAAAUAUUUAUGACGCAGUAGAUUUCCAUUUAUCCUAUUGUACAAGGGUUAAAUAUAACUCAACUAAUAUGUACGCUAAGUAUCUUGACACGAUACAUUUUUUACAAGUUUUGCAAACA